AUGAAGACUUUUAUUGCUACUGUCUUGUGGUUAUCACUCAUUUCCACCUUCCUUAGUUUAGUCCUAAUUGUUACUGUUGUGAAGGGAUUGAAAGUCGAACAAGAAACCUUUCGUUUACAACAUUUUUCAAAGGAUUACUCUGUUGAUUCAAUUAUUCAACCAGUUUAUCAAACAUCAAUGAAGUAUUUACAUGGCUCUGUUCUUUCUCUACUCUUCAAUUCAGCUGCAUGUCAAUGGAAUGGAUCCUAUAGUUUAACAUUAUUAAAUAAUGAUUAUUUCCCAACCAAUAGACCAUACAAUGAUGUUAUCACACGUUUGGAAUCUGAUUUAAUUUACCUUGAUUUGUCUAAAUUAACAUGUGUUAACAAUUUAGAGCAAAAAUAUGCAAUCAUUACAAUCAAGUUGAAGAGACGUGAUAUUGUGAAUAUUGAUCCUUACAAUUUGAGUGUGUUUAGUUUCGUUUUGAAGGAUAGGUCACUGGUUUAUGAGAAUGUAUCAUUUUCAAAUGGGGGAGUGAAUGAUUUGGAGAAUGAAUUCUCUUUUUCUUUGAAACAAGUAUUUGAAAGUGGAAGAAACUAUUUUGGUUUCCAAUACUGGGUUGAUUCUGAUUACCAUUCUCAAACUGGUAUUCAAAUUCGCUACCCAAAGGACAUUACACUUUUAAAUUCACAUUUUAUAUCAUCAAUGGAGUUAAAAUUUUCAUACAAUAGAGCUCCAAUCAUUAAUCCAAAUUUGGUCAACUCAAUUCCAGUAAUUUCAGUAUAUAACGAAUUUUAUCAAGUGGAAGACAAAUCAAUUCCAAAACCAUUCGAUUAUAUUCUUUCAAAAUCCAGAACUAGUUUACAAAAUAGAGGAUUGAAACCUCUCAUAGAGGAGAAAUCAAUGAGAUUUCACUAUGAUGAGAGAAAUGGGUUUAGAGAUUCGAGUAAUAAUGUUUAUUUCAUUGAUCCAUUCUCAUUGGUUUGUGCCUUUUCAUUUGGAGGGGAUGAUUAUUUGAAGAUUGAUGAACAAUCGAGAGUAAUUGAAACUAAACAUUCGAAUUAUUUAUUAGAAUGUUCAUCUAGUGAAAUAACUGAAGAUUAUUCAUGGACAAUUUUGGCAAAGAAGAGUGAUAAAAGACAGAAAGUGAAUUGUUACUAUGGAAAACCAUGCCCAUUAUCCACUGAUUCAAUCUCUUCAUUGACUUUAUUUGCAGAAAACGAUUUCGAAACUCUUAAUAUUUGGCCAGAACUUUCCUCAAACAUUUCUGGAAAUUUGCUUUUGAAAAAUCUUGAGAAUUCUGAGGAAUUGACGACUUAUUCGCCGCCAAAUACUUAUCAGAAGCCACUCACAUUGAUUAAUUGUUUUCAAGUUGAUUUUUCACAAUUGGUAAUUUCCAAAAAAGGGCAAAUCAACUUUGAGUUUAAAAAAUCAACACAACCAAACGAAGAUCCAUUUUCAACAAGAAUUUCAAUUCUGGACAAACAAACCAGUUCCUUCUUUCUCUAUCAAAAAGAUUCUCCUACCAAUUCAGAUCUCAAAUGGUCAAUCAAUCCAUUGAAUGAAAAUGUUACAUUUGGAUUAUGGAGCUAUUCUCAAUCUGAAGCAAAAUUAGGUGAUUUAGUGUUUGUCAAUUAUCCAAGAAAUGUCAAUUAUCAAUUGACAGAUUCUCUCAGUAUGAAUGUUUACUUUAGUGGAGUUUCCAUCUCAACUCCUAAUUCAUAUCAUAGACCCCACUUUACAAUCAAUCAAUUCACACCAAAUAUUUCAUUACUGAAUUAUGUUAUUCUUCAAAGUUUCCAAAUGAAUUAUGGCGAAGGUUUGAAUCAUCUCGAAUUUGAUGAAGGAAGAAUUUUCAAUUUUUUUCCCACCACAACUCUGGUUGACCUUAAUGGUAAUAAGGCACAAGUUAAAUUAACUGACCUGUCAUGUGUCUAUGUUUUGAAAAGUGAGAAUUCUCAAUAUUCGAUUAUUGAAUUGAGUGAUUUAUAUCCGAAAUUCAGUAAUGAUGAUGGAAGCUAUCAAUUGGAUUGUUCAGAGGAUGUUAGAGAUGAUGAAUUUGUUUUCAUGCUUGUUGGAAAACAAUUUGAAAGAAAGUUUGUUUCUGGUGUUUAUGGAAUUCCAAUAGAAGUGGAUUCUGCACAGAUUGUUUUAUUCGAAACUAGGUGGUCUCCUUUGGAUAAGUUUACAAUUUCGGUUGAUGUGAAUACUGUUCUGAGAGGUGAAUACAUAUUUAUGGAAAAGCAAAUUGAAGAUUUUAAAGAUUAUCCACUUUCAAAUACGAAUCAAAAGCCGUUGAAUAUUCUUGGAAUCUUUGAACUUGAUUAUUCGAAAAUCCUUCCUCUUUCAGAUUUUUCAAACUCAAUUCUUUCACAAAAGACAUUUGACUUGAUGUUCAAUGAUCAACCAUUCACAGGUCCUUGGGAGUUGAUUGUUAGUGGAACAGGAAAUGAGAAAUCAAUGAUAUUCGCUAUUGCUGCAUUCCAAGACAUUUCAGCAUUGUUUAAUCAUGAAUAUCCACUUUCAUAUUCAAGACAAUUACAAUUCACAGUUGACCAAAGUGAAUUAAUGUAUUCUUUUCAAUUAUCAUCUUCCUUAUCAACUUUAUAUCCUACUUUCCAAUUGGAUCUUAAUACAACUCAUUCCAAUCAAACUAUUAUUGAUCCAAUUACAAAGAUUGAAUAUGUCAAAAUUCAUUCAUUUUCCAUUCAGCAAGAUAUUCUAAACUAUAAUGUAAAAUCGACCAGAAAGUUCACCUUCUCCUCAAUUGGUUCCUCUCUUGAUCCUCUUAGUGUAACAUGUGCUUUUACUUUUAAGGGUGAUGAAAAUUUUUAUGUGUCAAAGUCAAAGUCUCAACAUGAUAAUGAUUUUAUUCAGUCAAUUCUUUGGAUAGUUGCAAGAUAUGUAGCCCCAAUUCCACAACCUUCCGCUUUGCAUUCAAUUCAUCCACAACCAAGCACUAGUCAACCAAAACCAUCACCAACACCUUUGAAUUCGUUUGAAAGAGAAAAUGGAAUUCCAUUAGAAAGUGGUUCAACUUUUUCAAGAACUAUUGAUCGUGGACAAUCGAUUCUCACAUCUAUUGAGCUGAAUUUUGGAAAUCGAUUGACUAUUUCUUUUAGUUCAUUGAGUGGUCAAUCGAUGCAAUUAUUUGUUGGUACUGAUUUUAAACCUAAUUCACAACUCUUCACAACAAUUAUGGAUUCAAACCAAGUCAUCUUCUUAACCAAUGUUCAGUCAGCUAGCCAAACAAUUUACAUGUUAAUUCAAGGACCAUUGACUGAUGGACAAGCUCAAUUCACAAUUCUUCCACUAAUCACCUCAAUUCCUCCUAGAGAAUCAAGCAACAAUCCAGUUAUCCAGAACAGCAACGACACAACUUUAUUCACAGUUGCAAUAAUUAUCUUGACACUCAUCAUUGUCAUUCUUUUGAUAUUUGGUCUGGGAAUGGGAAUUUAUAUGAGAAAACAAUUUCUUGUCAGGAAGAAUAGUGAGGAAAGAGUUGAACUUGUUCCUUUACACAUUAAGCUAAAUCAAGAUCAAGUCAAUAAUAGUUACCAUAAUGAAUUGUAA
Molecule: messenger RNA, 3552 nt
Organism: Naegleria gruberi
Lineage: Eukaryota; Heterolobosea; Eutetramitea; Acrasida; Naegleriidae
Exons: 3
Coding region: 1-3552 (1183 amino acids)
Source: RefSeq, a predicted model, not a curated record